Molecule: messenger RNA, 1074 nt
Organism: Cryptococcus wingfieldii CBS 7118
Lineage: Eukaryota; Fungi; Basidiomycota; Tremellomycetes; Tremellales; Cryptococcaceae
Exons: 5
Coding region: 1-1074 (357 amino acids)
Biological process (GO): transmembrane transport
Molecular function (GO): oligopeptide transmembrane transporter activity
Source: RefSeq, a predicted model, not a curated record
AUGCCCAAGCAGGUGAAGAAACCAGACGAUCUUUACACCACAGAGGUGCUGACAGCCGAUGCGGCCACUGGUCCAUCCUCACCCGAUAUCGACGAGAAGGGCGAGAAGUGUGACGGCUACGUCGAGCCAAGUGAGCCGGUCGACGUAGACGAGGCCAAGCUGGACGACUUUAUCAACCGCGACGAAAGAUAUGACUGGGACUCGGAAGAGUUUCGUGAUAUCCCUGAAGUUGUGAGGAACACUGUCAGCUUCGAAGACGACCCCACAUUGCCCGUUAUCACAUUUCGAGCAAUCUUGCUUUCUGCUAUCUUCUGCACCAUUGGAAGUGUCAUCUCUCAGAUCUCAUACUUCCGUACUACCACCGCUGCAUUCCCCGUCUUCUUUGUGAUACUGGCAUCGCACCCCCUUGGAAAGUUCCUCGCCAAAGUCCUUCCCGCAUGGACACUACCUCUGGGGCGCUUCUCCUUCAAUCUGAACCCUGGACCUUUUUCAGUGAAAGAGCACGUUAUCAUUGGUAUCGCAGCCAACGCGGGAAGCCAGGGGCAAUGGGCAACUUUCUUGCCCACAAACGCUGCCUUGUACUACAACAUCACCAUGAACCCCGCCAUUGCUCUGUUUUUCGGAUGGGGAUCUGCUCUUCUGGGCUUUUCAUUCGCGGCCAUGGUUCGACCUAUUCUGAUCGACGAUCCGAAAUUCGUCUUCCCUCUGUCUAUGCAGCAGGUCACGGUCUAUCGAAGUAUCCAGGGAACGUCUGAGCUGCAUCUUGGGCGAUCGCAAAAGCAGAUGAGAGUAUUCUGGAUUAUCUUUGCUGUCAUGUUCACCUGGCAAUUCCUUCCCGAAUUCGUCUUUCCAUUCGUCGCCGCCCUCGCCCCCUUGUGCUGGUUUGCGCCCCACAACCACAAGGUCAACUUCCUCGGUGCCGGUCGAGGUGGUGUUGGACUCUUGAACAUUACCUUGGAUUGGACCAAUAUCACGUCUACUGUCAUUACAUACCCGUACUCUGUACAAAUCACGAUCUUUGCUUCCUUCGUCAUCAUGGUGAGCUCUUUCCACUCGUUGCGCAAUAAUCGCUGA